AUUUAUACACACUUUUCAUAGUGACGGGUUGCCAAGUCCCUUUUGUUAUGAGUAUAACAAAUAUGUUUAUUUCAACGCUAAUAAACAUAUCGUACUUUAUUCACCAUGUAAUGCAUAACUACAUUAUAGUAUAAUAACUGUUUUAUAUAGUGUAUUAUACAUAAUUUUAAAACGACGACAUUCAUUAUUAUAACCAGCUCUAUUAAUCUAACAGAACUGAUUUGUCGGUCAUUCUUGGCAAUACUUGGCAACCCGAUAGUGUCUUUGAAUCCGCGCGCGGGAAUAACUACACAGCCACAGUGAGCAGGGGAGCUCGAGAAACUGUAUGUAAACUAAACUAAAAUAUAACAUUGUGAGUGAUCAAAUCGAUCGUUAGCUUUGUUUAUCAUGAGGCUGUAAGCGUUUUAGGCAAUUGCUUAUCCCGAGAGGCUGGUUAUUUGAGCGCGUGAGAUUUGUAAACAAUGAAAUCCGCUAAGAACGCUAAAGUGAGACCCGCAGCAUCAGCUAAAGAAGAAGAGUGUGGAAUAUGGCUCGACACAAAAGAGUUAAAAGAAAAGAAACAACAGAAACAGCAGACACGUCCAAUAUCCACAUUACUGAACCCACUGGCGAGAUCAGGGGGAUACAGUGUGGCAGUCGCCCUCAGUUUCACUCAGACCAAACUCAACAUGCCUGUCACUAGACAAAGCACUAUAUCAACCUUCUUUUCACCCAAAUCCAGAGACCUUCCCCCGAGUGCUGGUGCGUCCAGUUCCAUGCACACAGAGGCACACACCGGAGCCAAACGGAAACACGAUUUCAUUUUGGAGCCAUCUACAGAGCCAGCCAGUCAAACAUCUGAUGUGUACUGUGAUGAAGGUUUUGAAAGACUGUCGGCCAAGGACAAAAAAGAACAGUCUUUUCUCCAUUUAAUAUGUGGUACUAAUCCAGAAGAAGAGGAACCGCCUCAAAAAAAGAGACAUGUUGUCCAUUAUGCAGAAAAUGUGUCAGAGACGCAAGAAUGUUGCAAAAAAGAAACUUCAAAUGAAUAUACAAAUCAGACGGUUCCUGAAACUGAGACCUUCUUUUGCAAGGAUAUGGUGGUCUGGAAGCCCUUUGAAGAUGCACAUAGGCAUUUCCUUAAGUCUCCAGAUCCUAAACACGCGAACAAACAUGGUUUACGAGAUCAGAAGGCCUCAGUUAAGGGCUCUAUCUUAACUUCUAGGCCUGUCAAUGAGAACCACAAGAGAUUGAGUGCUUCUGUGAAUAUCGAUAAAAGUCAGGAGCAGUCUUGGCAUAAGAAUAAAGCAUCACCCAUGAAACGGAUUGGGAAGGAGAAUAGGUGGUCUCCAUCACCUAUUAAAAGUCCAACGUGGCAUUUUAAACACUGUCUAAUUACCAGUCCAGCUAAAUGCAGGUUGAAGGAGAAAUGCACUUUUUCCCCAAAAAAGUUACGUGUGGAACCUGCAGACACAGAGAUGGUUGGAGAACCCCUUUCUACGUUGUUCACUCAGGACUCGGAGGGCUUCUGUGUGAUUGCUCACCGUGAGCAGCACUUAAAGAGCCCACUAAUAGACCGGAGCAAUUUAUUUGUGGGCACAGGUGACGGGAAUAAUCCAUCUGCUGCUUCUUUAGAAAAAGAGGAGGAGGAAUCCGAUCUAGAGCCAGAGAUGCUCUUCACCCAAGACUCAGAGGGAAACACGGUCAUCAAGCAUUAGCCAGAAACAGAUGCUAAAUACCACAAAACAACAGAACACUGUUUUUUUUAAUUAUUAUUAUUUUAGAUUUUCUUUAAAGCUCUUGAUGUUUUUAAAGCUGUAAUUAAAUAUUUGACACUUGAAAUGAGCAUCCAAUAAUAAAAAAAUCAUUUUGUACAAUAAACCCCAAAAAUGAUGUUUGUUAUUAAAUAUUUUAUAAAUAGUCAUUGCUUGCCAGCAGAUGGCACCAUGAAGCUUUUACUGUCUGUGUGUGGUGAAUUACUUCAGCCCUGCUUGUAGAAUCUGUGUAUUUUAAAGUAGGACACAAUAUGUGACACGUUAAACAUUUAUACCAGCCGAGUACAUGUAAGUUUAAAAGCUCCAUCAUUUUUAAUUAAUUUAUGUUUUGUAUUGCUUUAAACGACCAGCAUGGAGCAAGGUGAAUGCUUCACAUUCUGUUCGCGUUUGCCAAGCUGAUGAUUCCCCAUUGCUGCUCUGUUUAAAUUUGCUGUCAGGGAAAGAAUCUAUGAGUUUCAUUAAAGAGACAAGUGCUGGCAAAAUCACUAAUUUUUCAUGCAUUUAUAAUAAAUGCCAUAGACUCCCAAAUGUAAUGAUUCCCCUGCGAGGGACCCCUUCCUAAAAUAGAAGUGCAGUUUGCUAUAAUUAAUAUCUUAUGUGCACAUUUUGACUGACAGCUCUAAUUUUUUAACAA
Messenger RNA from Puntigrus tetrazona (Sumatra barb), 2388 nucleotides. RefSeq names its product aurora kinase A and ninein-interacting protein. Gene Ontology annotation, cellular component: centrosome; spindle pole. Lineage: Eukaryota; Metazoa; Chordata; Actinopteri; Cypriniformes; Cyprinidae. The transcript has 3 exons. The record is from RefSeq and is a predicted model, not a curated record. The coding region runs from base 462 to 1697 and encodes 411 amino acids. Gene Ontology annotation, biological process: spindle organization.